CAUCUCUGAGUCUAACUCAUAAAAGUAUUCAGAGUUCAGAGUCCAUGUUGACGUGGACGGAGCAGCAGAGGAGACCAGAUUCAAAGAUGGUCGGUGUUUCUGGUUCAUGUCUCUGAAUGACUGAAGUCUAGAAGAUGGAUGAUUGUGUGGAGAAAGAGGAGGAGAGACCAGAGUCUCCAGGAUCCAUCUGUCUCUCUAUGAAGAGUGACCGGUCCAUAUAUGAACCUCCAGACUUCAGUAAUGAACCUGGACCUUCAGACACAAAAGGUCGUUACUGCAGUCAGAGACCAGAGUCUCCAGGAUCCAGCUGUCUGUCUAUGAAGAGUGACUGGUCCAAAGAGGAACCUCUAUGGUUCAGUAAUGAACCUGGACCUUCAGACACAAAAGGUCGUUACUUCAGAGGAGUGAAUUCUGCAGCCUCCAGUUGUCUGUCUACGAAGAGUGACGUCUCCAAAGAUCUACCUGACGACUUCAACAAUGAACCUGCUCCAAUGAAACGGAGCUCCUACCAGUCGGCUUCAUCGGAAAAUCUGGGAUAUGGAAAAAGAUCCAGAGCAAGCUUUCCACAAGCAGAUGCCGGUCUGCAGGAGGUCCUAGAUGAACAUAAGAUCAGUCUGAGGAGCAGAUGUGAACAUGUGACUGAAGGAAUUGAUGAAACAGGAAGUAGAACCCCCCUCAACAGGAUCUUCACUGAGCUCUUCAUCACAGAGGGACUGAGUGAAGAGGUUGAUACCCAACAUGAGGUGAGGCAGCUGGAGACAGCGCCCCGGAUGAAGAGCCUCCAUGACGCUCCAAUCAGAUGCCAAGACAUCUUUAAAGCCUUACCUGACCAACAUGGAGCCAUCAGAGUGGUUCUGACGAAUGGCGUCGCUGGUGUUGGGAAAACCUUCUCGGUUCAGAAGUUCUCUCUGGACUGGGCCGAGGGCUCGGAGAACCAAGAUGUCACCGUGGUGAUUCUGCUCUCGUUCAGGGAGCUGAACCUGAUCAGAGAUGAGCAGUUCAGUCUUCUCAGGCUGAUCCAGGUUUUCCAUCCAUCGUUACAGAAGCUCACAGCAGAGCAGCUGGCUGCCGGGAAACCGUUGUUCAUCUUUGACGGCCUGGAUGAAAGCAGACGUUCACUGGACUUCAACAACGGUCCGGUCGUGUCUGACGUCACACAGAGCUCAUCGGUCAACGUGCUGCUGACUAACCUCAUCCAGGGGAACCUGCUUCCCUCAGCUCUCAUCUGGAUAACUUCCAGACCUGCAGCAGCCUAUCAGAUCCCUCAGAAACAAGUUGACAGGUUAACAGAAGUACGAGGCUUCACCGACGGCCAGAAGGAGGAAUACUUCAGGAGGAGGUUCAGGGAUGAAGAGCGGUCCAGCAGCAUCGUCUCCCACAUGAAGACAUCCAGAACCCUCCACAUCAUGUGUAAACUCCCGGUCUUCUGCUGGAUCACUGCUUCAGUUCUGGACCACAUGUUGACCACAGAGCAGAGAGGAGAGCUGCCCAAGACCCUGACUGACAUGUUCUCCCACUUCCUGGUGGUCCAGACGAAGAGGAAGAAGAACAAGUACCAGGAGGGACAUGAGACGAGUCCACAGGAGCUGACGGAGGCUGACAGGGACCUUCUCCUGAAGCUGGGGAGGCUGGCGUUUGAACAUCUGAAGAAAGGAAACAUCAUGUUCUACCAAGAAGACCUGGAGCAGUGUGGUCUUGAUGUCCCAGAGGCCUCGGUGUUCUCAGGAGUUUGUACCCAGAUCUUCAGGAGAGAGUGCGAGAUCUUCCAGAAACCCGUGUACUGCUUUGUUCAUCUGAGCAUCCAGGAGUUCCUGGCUGCAGUUUACAUGCUCCACUGUUACUCCACCAGGAACACAGAUGUGCUGAAGAACUUCCUGGGAAGAAACUACAGAUGCUCAACUCUGGAUGACUUCCUGAAGAGAGUCAUGCGUAAAUCCCUGGAGAGUAAAAAUGGCCACCUGGACCUGUUUGUUCGCUUCCUUCAUGGUCUUUCUGUGGAGUCCAACCAGAGACUGUUAGGAGGUCUGCUGAACCAGACGGAGAACCGUCCAGAAACCAUCCAGAGAGUCAUCAACAACCUGAAGAAGAUGAUCACUGACAGCAGCUCUCCUGACAGAAGCGUCAACAUCUUCCAGUGUCUGAUGGAGAUGAACGACCUCUCAGUUCAUCAGAAGAUCCAAGAGUUCCUGAAGUCAGAGAACAGAUCAGAGAAGAAACUCUCUGAGAUCCAGUGUUCAGCUCUGGCCUACAUGCUGCAGAUGUCAGAGGAGGUUCUGGAUGAGUUGGACCUGGACAAGUACAAGGCAACAACACCAGGGGAUCGACUGAGACUGAUUCCAGCUGUGAGGAACUGCAGAAAGGCUCGAUUUGUUGGUUGUGAACUCUCAAAGACUCACUAUGAAGUUGUUGCGUCCGCUCUGAAGUCCAACCCCUCCCAUCUGACAGAACUGGACCUGAGUCGGACCAAGAACCUGGAGGAUUCAGGAGUGAAGGUUCUGUCUGGUGGACUGGAGAGUCCAAACUGUAGACUGGAGACUCUGAGGUUGGAGAACUGCAGUUUGUCAGAGAUCAGCUGUUCUUCUCUGGGCUCAGCUCUGAAGUCCAACCCCUCCCAUCUGAAACAUCUAGACCUGAGUCUGAACGACCUGCAGGAUUCAGGAGUGAAACAUCUGUGUGGUUUCCUGGAGAGUCCAGACUGCAGACUGGAGACUCUGAGCUUGCAGCGCUGCAGGAUGUCAGAGAUCAGCUGUUCUUCUCUGGUCUCAGCUCUGAAGUCCAACCCCUCCCACCUGAAACAUCUAGACCUGAGUCUGAACGACCUGCAGGAUUCAGGAGUGAAACAUCUGUGUGGUUUCCUGGAGAGUCCAGACUGCAGACUGGAGACUCUGAGCUUGCAGCGCUGCAGGAUGUCAGAGAUCAGCUGUUCUUCUCUGGGCUCAGCUCUGAAGUCCAACCCCUCCCAUCUGAAACAUCUGGACCUGAGUGACAACGACCUGCAGGAUUCAGGAGUGAAACAUCUGUGUGGUUUCCUGGAGAGUCCAGACUGCAGACUGGAGACUCUGAGGUUGGAGGGUUGCAGUUUGUCAGAGAUCAGCUGUUCUUCUCUGGUCUCAGCUCUGAAGUCCAACCCCUCCCAUCUGAAACAUCUGAAACAUCUGGACUUGAGCUGGAACAAGCUGCAGGAUUCAGGAGUGAAACAUCUGUGUGGUUUCCUGGAGAGUCCAGACUGCAGACUGGAGACUCUGAGGUUGGAGAGCUGCAGUCUGUCAGAGAUCAGCUGUUCUUCUCUGGUCUCAACUCUGAAGUCCAACCCCUCCCAUCUGAAACAUCUGAAACAUCUGGACCUGAGUUACAACGACCUGCAUGAUUCAGGAGUGAAACGUCUGUGUGGUUUCCUGGAGAGUCCAGACUGCAGACUGGAGACUCUGAGGUUGGACUGGUGCGGUCUGUCAAAGAUCAGCUGUUCUUCUCUGGUCUCAGCUCUGAAGUCCAACCCCUCCCACCUGAAACAUCUGGACCUGAGUAACAACUACUACCUGCAGGAUGCAGAUGUGAAGCAGCUGUCUGACAUGGUGAAGAGUCCAGACUACCAGCUGCAGACUUUCAGCUGUAGAUGAUGAGAGUGAACAGGACGGUGUUUGUGCUGAGAGGAUGAGACGUGUCCUGAUGGUCCUCAGAGGUUCAAGCAGAACCAGUUUGUGUUGACAAACUCUGACUGGGCCGUGAUGAUGAUGAAGAUGAAGAUGUACCUAGUUUCUGAAUUCCAGCGUUCUACAAACUUUUCAUAUAUUCAUUUAGUUCAUGUUAAGUCAAAAAAAUUGUAUUAUUACAUUAUUGGUAAAAAACAGUACAUCAAAAUGUAGCCUUUAAUUUGAACUUGAGUUUCUUUCAACAUUGUUCCUCAAGCACUUUGUCUAAAGUCUGGAUGAGUUCUAGUACGGAGGAGCCUACUACUAAUGUACUGAUGGAUAAAUGUCUUACGCUGCCGUGGCGGAGCUGCUCAGCAGAGCAGCCAUCUCCCCCACCGAGUCACGUGACUCCCCCGGUGUUUUCUUUUUAUUUACAUGUUUCAGUUUCAUUCCAAGUUUUCCUUUGUUGUUGUUGUUGUUGUGUUUUCAGCUUCGUCAGGUUUUUAAAGUUUCUUUCCGCGUCACUGAUGAAGAGAGAGAGUGAAGAGAUCCGUGGAAAUAGCAGCGUUUGUUCAUGAAACACGAAACACAAAUGAACUUGAAUUGGUCAAUGGCUGUUCCUCAGUGUUUGUUUCAGUAAAUAUUGUAAAUGUUUUCUGGAUAUUACGAUGAUUGUUAACACUUCAAAGAAACUCAAAAUUCUUCAGUAAAAC
This is a messenger RNA of Cololabis saira (Pacific saury), 4342 nucleotides long. Its product is annotated as NACHT, LRR and PYD domains-containing protein 14-like. The transcript has 14 exons. Gene Ontology annotation, molecular function: protein binding. NCBI's taxonomy places the organism in Eukaryota, Metazoa, Chordata, Actinopteri, Beloniformes, Belonidae. The coding region runs from base 135 to 3617 and encodes 1160 amino acids. The record is from RefSeq and is a predicted model, not a curated record.